Molecule: messenger RNA, 3771 nt
Organism: Closterium sp. Naga37s-1
Lineage: Eukaryota; Viridiplantae; Streptophyta; Zygnematophyceae; Desmidiales; Closteriaceae
Source: the annotation of a GenBank genome assembly
AUGGCUUCCGCUGCUCUUUCUGAUCAAGCGUAUCCCGAUUGUUCCGCUCCCUCUCACUGCCUCCCUGGUGCCUCGCCCCCUCAUAUUGCCGCCACUCCCGCUGCUGCCGUUGACUCCGCCACCCCCACGGUGCCGUCAAGGCGUUCCGACCCUUCCGCCAUCUGCGCCCGCUUUUCCCGCAAGGAGCGGCGGCGCGCGGCGAAGAGGGCGCGCAGACAGCAGCAACGGCGGGAACGCGCGAUUGCCGCGGCGGAAGUCCUUGCGCGGGAGGAGGAGGAUCGGGAGAGACGGGCGGAAGCGGGCAGCGCAGAACGCUGGGCGCGGAUAGAGGAGGAGCGGCGGCGGAGAGAGGUGGAAGACGAGGAGAGGAGGGCGAGAGAGGAGGGUGAGCGACGAUGGUUGGCGCGAGAGAGGGAGAUCGAGGAGGAGAAGAGGAGGGCGGAGGAGAGGCGCACGUGGAAAGAGGAAGCAGCAGCUGCUGCAGCGGCAGCAGUGGCAGGCGCAACGGCAGCAGGGCGGGAGGACAAACGCGCAGGCUCGCAGCAGACGAAUGAGGAGGAUGAGAAGGAAGAGGAGGAGGAGGAGCAGGAGGAGGUGGAGGUGGAGGUGGGGGGCGUGCCGGACAUAGUGUGGGAGGGCGACGACAUCAUAGUGCGCAAGAGGCGUGUCAAGAUGCGCCGCCGCAAGGGCGAGUGCCUGCCAGGGGAGGUGCCCGGCACUGCUGUGCCCGUGCGUGUUCGCGUGGCAGCAGCAGUGCCAGCAGGGGAAGCGAGUGCAGAUGGUGGCAGUGGUGCGGAGGGGGGUUCACGUGAGACGCGCACAGCAGGGGAUGCUGGCACGGAAGAGAAGGUGGAUGUGCGUUGCAGUUGGGUCCUGGGACAACUCGUCCGUGUGUCUGUCCACAUGUGCUCCAGUUUUUACCUCCCCCUCCACUCAUCCCCUGUCACCCCUUGUUUUCUCUCUUUCAUCAUCUCCCAACCCCCAUUUCCCCCCCUCGCUCGCUGUCCCCAUUCCUCCGUCUGUCUCGCUGCAGCGAUCACUGUCCGUGCAAGCGGCGCCCUCAGCAUCUCUGCUCACCAGCCGCAGAGUCACCUCCUCACAUACCACAACGCAUGCAGUGCUGGCGCACCAGACCCAGAAGCAGGAGAAUCAGACUCAGCAGCAGCAGCAGGCCGCAGUUCCAUGUGCCUCUGCUCUUCUCCCAUUACCCAUGCACCCACCUCUCUCUGCACCUCGCGCACCUCUACCCGCCUCCCUACUCCCCCCUCUCCUGUCCGCACCACUGCCCCCCACGCAUGCCAAAGCUCCUCCCCCAUCUUCCUGCCCCCGCCCUGCCCCUUCUUCCUCAAGACGGGUGCCUGUCGCUACGGCCUCUCCUGCACGCGCCUGCACUCAUAUCCUCACCCGCACCUCACUCACACUCUCCUCCUCCCCAACCUCUACCAAGGCCCGGGCUUGCCCCCUCUCACCUCGUCCUCCUGUGCUUCUGCUGCUGCCGCGUCAGAGGUUGGUGCCAUUCACUGCCUGCAGGCCACACCCCGCACACUCCCACCGCUCUCCACCUAUCCAUCCUCACAGCAGGCUGACAGCCCGUCGCGUGCGUGCCAUGCACGGGGGGUGAACUACUACCUGGACCAGGAGUGGGACACCACGCAAGCCAUGGUGCAGCGAGGGGCGAAGGAAGGGGCUGUUCAAGGGGAGAAGCAGGAGGUGGGGUGGGGGUGGGCAGGGGGCGAUGGGGGGGAGUCGUACGAGUGCUUCUACACGGACCUGCACACGGAGUUCCAGAAGUAUGGCGAGAUCUACAACUUCAAGGCCAGUGCUCUGCCGCUCCUGCUCUUCCACUCCUGCUGUUCCGCUCCUGCUGUGUGUCGCAACGCGGCGGCCCACCUGCGCGGCAGUGUGUACGUGGACUACCUGCACCCCACCCACGCCGCUGCCGCCCUCGCUGCCAUGGCAGGUCGCUUCUACGGCCGCCACCAGCUGGCAUGUGUGUUGGUACCCAUUGACAGGUGGCGCAACGCCAUUUGUGGAGAGUACCGUAGGAAGGGCAAGCACCAUCCCUGCAUGCCCACCUGUCUGUUCCCACACCCCCUCCCAGCCCCGUCCACCCCCAACCACGCCUCUCUUUCCUCCGGCUCCUUCUCCCCGCCCGCCCUCCCACUCACUCCCAUCCAGCGCUGUCCACGUGGCCCCUCGUGCCCGUUCCUGCACCCCUUCGCCAACCCCCAUGGCGACUACGAGUGGGCUGACUUUGACGCUCCGCCGCCCCUGCUGUGGCAGCAGCAGAUGCAGGGGCUGUAUGGGGGGGGCUGGGGGGCCAGGGAUUAUGAGAGGGAGUUUGAGGCGCGCAGGGAGAGGAGCGAGGGGGGCAGGGAGAGGAGCGCGGGGGAGGGGAAGGAGAUGGGAGCAAAGGAAGAGGAAGGGGUCAGAGAAUUGGCGGAGGGUGUGGGGAGAGGGGGGGAUGAUAGUGGUGGUGAGGUGAAGGCGAUUGUUGGAGAACUGGGGACCAGGAAAGGGAGGAAACGGGAAGGUGCGACGCAGAAGGGGGAAGGGGCGGAAGGAGAGGGAGAAAGUGGAGUGGGGAAGAGAGGGCAGGGAGGAGGAGCAGAAGAGGAGGGGCGGAGCAGAGCGGAUGAAGGGAGAAGUGCAGUGGAGGGGCGAGGGAGGGGCAGGCGGGGGUGGGAGGGACGUGAUGGCAGGAGCAAUGAGAGUAGGAGUGACAGGGGCGAGGGGGAGGAGAGGGGGGACAGAGAGGAUAGGGGGGAAAGGGAGGAGAGGGAGGAGAGAAGGAAGAAGGGGAAAAGAAAGGAGAUUGGCGAGAGGGAGGGGCAGGAGAAGCGGAGAGAAAGGAGGGGAAAGUCUGUGGAGAGAGGUAGGGAAGAGAGGGCGUGUGGGUUGAGGGGGGAUGGCAGUGAUGGUGGUGGGAGUGAUGGGAGGGAUGAGAGUGGACGAAGGGGGAGGUUGAGUGAUGGGGAGGGGGAACGAUGGGGAAUACAAGGCGAGGGAGGGGAGGGGAGGCGAAAGAGAGUAGAUAGGGAAGUUGAGGGGCAGAGACUGUGGAAGGGAGGAAAGGAGGUGGAUUGGAGACAUGGGGAGGAAGGCAGGGAAUCACACGCGUGGGAGAGGCGAGCAGGCGGGCGGGUAAGGCGAGCGGGUGUGCGUGGAGGUGAGGAGGCGAGGCGACCUGAUGUGGGACGAGGGAGUGCAGGAGGGAUGCACAGGGAGGAGAGAAGUCCAUGUGCUGGCAAGGUUAACGAGAGGGCAGUGUUGCACGUAGACUCCAGGGAGGGGUGGAGGGCUACGGACGGGAGGGGACAGGCGUGGGAGAGCUGGAGUGGAGGGGAGAGUGGGAAGAACGAAAGAGCCGAGAGGAGGAUAUGCGGGGAUGUGGGGAACAAUGGAGAGUGGGGCGGAGCAGAAGAGGUGGAGCAGGGAAAGGGCGAGAAGGCACGAGGUGGACGGCAGGGGGAGGGUAGGGGUGUGGAGGCGGAGAGGGAGAAGGAGCUGAGGGCACUGCUGUUGCAGAGGAUGCACGGGGUAGGGGGUAGAGCAGCAGAAGGGCGAGAUAAGAAGAGAGAUGCCAGGGUCGAAGGCAUGCAAGUGCAAGAGAGAGCGAAAGGCCCAGUGGAGGACGCAAUUUGUUUGGGGAAAAGAACAAUUGCCAAGGGGGGGUCUGAUCAGGGAUUGUUUGCAGCGUCUUCCUGUUUUCCGGCCUCUGUGUGCGAAGAGAAGGUCGUGGAUGAUGACAGAUGGGAGAUGGAGACUUGA